This is a messenger RNA of Cebus imitator (Panamanian white-faced capuchin), 530 nucleotides long. RefSeq names its product ribosomal protein lateral stalk subunit P2 (gene RPLP2). The record is from RefSeq and is a predicted model, not a curated record. Gene Ontology annotation, molecular function: structural constituent of ribosome. The transcript is spliced from 5 exons. Gene Ontology annotation, cellular component: ribosome; cytosolic large ribosomal subunit. Lineage: Eukaryota; Metazoa; Chordata; Mammalia; Primates; Cebidae. Gene Ontology annotation, biological process: cytoplasmic translational elongation. Bases 126 to 491 code for a protein of 121 amino acids.
UCGCCGCGCGUGGGUCCCAGAGGCUUCUGGGUAGCGGUUUACCCCCGCCCCUUGCGUCGGCGUCUUCCUUUUCCUCCCUGUCGCCGCCGAGGUCGCACGCGUGAGGCCUCUCCGCCGCCGCCGCGAUGCGCUACGUCGCCUCCUACCUGCUGGCCGCCCUCGGGGGCAACCCUUCCCCGAGCGCCAAGGACAUCAAGAAGAUCCUGGACAGCGUCGGCAUCGAGGCGGACGACGACCGGCUCAACAAGCUGUGCGAUUGUCUUCUCCAGGUUAUCAGCGAGCUGAACGGAAAGAACAUUGAGGACGUGAUUGCCCAGGGUAUUGGCAAGCUUGCCAGUGUACCUGCCGGUGGGGCUGUGACCAUCUCUGCUGCCCCAGGCUCUGCAGCUCCUGCUGCUGGUUCCGCCCCCGCUGCCGAGGAGAAGAAAGAUGAAAAGAAGGAGGAAUCUGAAGAGUCAGAUGAUGACAUGGGAUUUGGCCUCUUUGAUUAAACUCCUGUUCCCCUGCAAAUAAAGCCUUUUUACACAUCU